Messenger RNA from Miscanthus lutarioriparius, 1548 nucleotides. The record is from the annotation of a GenBank genome assembly. NCBI's taxonomy places the organism in Eukaryota, Viridiplantae, Streptophyta, Magnoliopsida, Poales, Poaceae.
AUGGAUCGCACAACCUCUCUCCUGCUCGUCUCCACCUUGGUGGUCUCCGUGGCCAUAAGCUGCGUCCUCUUCUGGAAGCAGCGGCAGCUGACGAGGCGCCGAGCGCUGCUACCUCCCGGCCCAACGGGCUGGCCGGUGCUGGGCAACCUGCCGCAGCUGGGCGGCAGCAAGCACCACCAGACACUGCACAAGAUGUCCAAGCUCCGACGUGGUGGCAGCAAGCACCACCAGACACUGCACGAGCAGUUCCUCCGCGGCCACGAUGCCAACUUCAGCUCCCGCCGUUCUAACUCCGGCGGUGAGCACAUGGCGUACAACUACCAGGACAUGGUGUUCGCGCCCUACGGCCCGAGGUGGCGCGCCAAGCGGAAGGUGUGCGCCAUGAACCUCUUAUGCCCAGGCGCGCUCGAACGCUUCGGCGCUGUCCGGGAGCGCGAGGCCGCGCUCAUGGUGAGGUCGCUCGUGGCGGGAUCAGCGUCACCAGUGGCAGUCGAUGAGACCGUGAACGUCUGCACGACGAACGCGCUGUCCCGGCCAGCCGUGGGGCAGCGGGUGUUCGCUGCCGCUGGUGAUGACGAGGGCGCCAGGGAGUUCAAGGUGAUCGUGCUCGAGGUCAUGCAGGUGGGCGGGGUGUUCAACGUUGGGGACUUCCUCCCAGCGCUCCGGUGGCUGGAUCCGCAGGGCGUGGUGGCCAAGAUGAAGAAGCUGCACCGCCGGUUCGACGACAUGAUGAACAGGAUCAUUGCUGACAAGAAGGCUGCUGGUGUUAGGACGGCCAGUGAGGAAAGCAAGGACAAGGACCUGCCGAGCGCCCUGCUCGCGAUGGUGCAGAACGACGCGCGGCCCUUCACCGGCGGCGAGGAGGAUAGGAUCACCGAAACCGACGCUAAGGUACUGAUCUUGAAUCUGAUCGUGGCGGGGACCGACACGACAUCGACCAUAGUGGAGUGGUCGCUCGCCGAGCUGAUCCGCCACCGUGCUCUGCUCCGGCAAGCACAGGACGAGCUGGACGCUGUGGUCGGUCGCGACAGACUCGUCUCAGAGUCGGACCUCCCACGCCUCACAUUAUUCCUCAACGCAGCCAUCAAGGAGACGCUCCGGCUCCACCCAACGACGCCACUCUCUGUCCCCCGCAUGGCCGCUGACGAGUGCGAGGUCGCCGGCUACCGCAUCCCCCGGGGCGCCCAGCUGCUGGUGAACCUGUGGGGCAUCGGCCGCGACUCGGAGGUCUGGCCGGAUCCACUGGAGUUCCGCCCGGCCAGGUUCUUGCCCGGUGGCUCGCACGCGGACGUGGACGUCAAGGGCGGCGACUUCGGGCUCAUCCCCUUCGGCGCGGGCCGGAGGAUCUACGCUGGGCUCAGCUGGGGGGUGAGGAUGUUCACGCUCGCUAGUGCUACCCUGGUGCACGCGUUUGAUUGGGAGGUACCGCCAGGGCAGACGGCCGAGAAGCUGGAUAUGGAGGAGGCCUUCACACUGAUGCUGCAGCGGGCGGCUCCUUUGGUGCUCCGGCCGGUGCCUAGGCUACUCCCAUCGGCAUAUACUAUAUGA